AUGGAGGGCCAAACGCAAGAUUCGGAAGCCACGCCGCGUCUCCCACGUCAGUAUCAGGCUGAGGUGCGCGAAGCUUCCGUUGAUGAGCUUGCGCAUGAUGAUUUGUAUGGGGGCGGAAACCAGCCCCGACACGUAUCAUUGAGCGAGGCUCCUGACGCAGAAAACUCCCAAUGGAUAGCCGACUACUUCACCGAGGAGCCCAUCGAUUUUGCUCAAGAGCUUCAAUCGACCAGCGCGGGGCAUCAGCAACCCUCUACCACGCGCAACGAUGGUCGUUCAGGGAGGAAUUACCGGCGACCAAACGAACCGGCGCUCAGAUUUGAGCUCCCGCGCCGGGUCUCAACUCCCGAAGAAUCAGAAAGCAGUAUUAUCACCGAAGACUCUAGUGAGAGCGAGUCAUGGUCAUUGAGCAGCGAAGAGGAGACGCCUCCGAGAGAGUCCCCUCUUUUACAGCCCAACCGCUAUGCGAUGCAUCCAGUGGACAUCGAGGGCAACAGGCUCUCAUUUCAGGUGCAGACCAAGCCUUCGAGCAGCAGCAUCGCCCUAAGUGAAGAAUCUGAUAAACCCGAAAACAAGGAGGGCCUCGGAGCAGAGAAGAAGGAACCGGGAGACAAGAAUCUGGAGAUACGGAGAAUCACCAGAGCAAUGCCGAUCGAGUCUGGCGCCCAGAACAUGCUUCAAAUCCACACUCUACCAAGUCUGGCGAGCCCUCGAUUGCGGACAAGCAUAGCAACAACAUGGUACCACCUCAAUGGCCCUUACCCGCGAGGUCUUGUUGAAACUGCGAGGCGAAAAGACUAG
Messenger RNA from Alternaria metachromatica, 801 nucleotides. RefSeq lists its product as uncharacterized. The transcript is spliced from 3 exons. Lineage: Eukaryota; Fungi; Ascomycota; Dothideomycetes; Pleosporales; Pleosporaceae. The coding region runs from base 1 to 801 and encodes 266 amino acids. The record is from RefSeq and is a predicted model, not a curated record.